CGGGCCCAUUUGUUUGAGCCAAAACAAGAGGAAAAAAAAAGGGGGGGCUGAGGAAAAUAAAUUUCUAGAGAAGAAGGAAGAAAUGGCCGGGAGUUUCUUUACCUCCGUCGCGGUGAACCUGGUCUCGAAAAUCGGUGGGUACCUGUUUGCUCCCAUUGGGCGUCAAUUUGGGUACGUGCUAUGCUACAAGAGCUACGUCGAAGAUCUCCAAACCGCAGUCGAGGAGCUGGAGGGUGCGAGAGAAAGUGUGCAGCAGUCCGUCGAUCAAGCCAGGCGCAACGUAAACCCAAUACGCCCUUAUGUUGAGGAUUGGCUGGGGAAAGCAAUGAAGGAGGCUGAGGAAGCACAACAAAUGUUAGAACGUGGCAAGACUGCAAAGAAUGCUUGCUUCCGCGGGUGGAUUCCCAAUCCAUUGGUGCGCCAUCGAAUAGGCAGACAGGUGAGGGAGGCAACUGAAUUCAUUCGGGUACUCCGUGAGAAAGCCCGAAAUAGCGACUUCAAGAAAGUCUACGAUGAGAAUAUUCCACCAGGAAUUGUCAUUGAUCCCCCGAUUCCAGUUACAAGAGAUGCCUUGGAGUCGAGGGCUUUGAUCGCGGAUGAUGUAAUGAAGGCUUUAGCUGAUGACAAGGUCCAUGUGAUUGGGGUGCAUGGAGUAGGUGGGGUUGGCAAGUCCAAGCUUUUGGCGGACAUAAAAAAUAGAGUUAAGGGAGAGAAGCUGUUCGAUGAGGUUGCCAUGGUAGAUGUAUUACGCAAUCCAGAUCCAAAAAGAAUUCAGGGAGAAAUCGCUGACUCUCUCGGCCUGAACCUAAUGAAUAUGGAAACUACUCGUGGGAGAGAACUUUUGCAUCAGAGGUUGACGGGAUUAAAGGGGUAUCCUAAGAAAAAAAUUCUCAUCCUUUUAGAUAAUUUGUGGAAGAAGCUAGAGUUGGAGGAAGUUGGAAUACCUUGCGGAGAUGAUAAUAAAGUAAGGGGCUGCAAGCUAUUGCUAACGUCAAGACGCCCAGAUGUUUUGCGGGACGACAUGGACUCCGACCGAUUAUGCGAACUCAAAGUGUUAGAGUAUGGUGAAGCACGAAGACUUUUUGAAAGUUUAGUGGGGAACAGAGUUGACGAUCCUGAUUUUGCACCCUUCGUAGAGGGAGUGGUUAGGAAUUGUAAAGGCUUGCCACUUUGGAUUGUUUCGUUGGCAAAAACGUUGAAGCACAGAGAUUUAACUGCGUGGAGGAGUGCUUGGACCAAUAUAGGUGGGUCGGUUGAGAAAUUAAUAGUGGAACUAAAUUACAAUGACUUAAAAGAGAAGAGGAUCAAAUCAGUGUUCUUGGUUUGUUCUCUACUCUCUGGGUUAAUUUCGUUGAGGGAUUGCCUUGUCUAUUGCUUGGGUUUGGGUUUAUAUGAAGAAUUAUGGAAGACCAUCGAAAACGCUAGAGAUAAGUUGAGUACGGAUCUGCAUAGCCUGAAGGACUCUUCCUUGUUAGAAGAUAACGAUGACAAGAAAUGGUUCAGAAUGCACGAUGUCAUUGUUGACGAGGCCAUCUCUAUUGCUUCCAAGGAGUGGGACGCCUUGGUCGGGAGGGAGGGUGAAGCGUUUAAAAAAUGGUCAAAGGAUGAGCUCAGAAAAUGCACAGCGAUGUCCUUGCGUCGGGUUGGCAUUGCUGAGCUUCCUGAAAAAUUGGACUGCCCAAACUUGAAUAUACUUCUAUUAACCGAACACAAUCCGUCUCUCAAAAUUCCCCCAUCAUUUUUUGAAUCUAUGAAGAAGCUCCAAGUCUUGGAUAUUACUGGCUUAUCUUUCACCUCUCUACCUUCGUCGAUUGAGUUCCUUGAAAACCUCAAGUCCCUAUGUCUUGAUGACUGCCAUCUAGAGGAUGUGACUGUUCUUGGAAAGCUGAAAGGAUUGCACUCCCUAAGUUUCUCAAACUCUACAAUCGCUGGGCUUCCCAGAGGAAUAGAUAGAUUAACGGAAUUGAGAUUUUUGGACUUGAGAGGGUGUAAAGGGCUCAAAGUUAUCGAACCUGGGGUGCUUGGAAGCUUGGUUAAUUUAGAAGAACUGUAUAUUGACAGCUUUGAUCAGUGGCAGGCCGAGGAUGAUGCGCUGCGAAGCAACGCCACCCUGGCUGAGUUGAAGAACAUGAAAAAGUUGAAAACUCUCUACAUUACUAUUCCUCAUUCCACCACUCUCUCAAGCGACCUCCCAUUUGGAAAUCUGAACGAGUAUAAAAUACAAAUUGGGGGCACUGAGGGUUGGUGGGGUAGAUACGAAGUGUCCAGAACGUUGAAGAUCAAGCUUGAUUCCGGUAAUCUUCUCCGUGAAGUGUGUAUGCAGGAAUGUUUGGGGAGAACGCAAGAUCUCCGCUUGGAUGGAUUACAAGACGGCGGAGAUAGCAUUCACAACUUGUGCACCGAAGGUUUUCACGAAUUGAAGCAUCUUCACGUAAAAGAUAACCGCUCAUUUCAGUAUGUUGUUGACUCCACAAAUUGCUUGGCAUUUACGAGAUUGGAAUCGUUGGUUCUCGAGAAUUUGAACAAGUUAGAGAAGAUUUGUCACGAUUGUCUUGAAGCUAGUGAGGAUGUCGAGAUUCUAUCGGUGUUGAAGGUGCACAAUUGUGAGAAGUUGAGGUUUCUUUUUUCUUCUUCCAUGGCCAAAACACUGCAGCAAAUUAGAGAAAUAGAAAUAGUGAAUUGUGAGCUGUUGGAGGAAAUUAUAGAUGUGGAAGAAGAAUCAGAAGAAGUUGCAUCCAUCGACACUUCGGAGUUUUCUCAGUUAACCUCUUUAUCUCUUGAAGAAUUGCCAAAUCUCAGGACAUUCGCUUAUGGGAUGUAUCGUAUUUACUGCUCAAUCUUAACAAGAUUGAGGAUAUCUGAAUGCCCUAAAAUGACGACAUUCUCUUCAUUUAAAGGAAAGCAACAAUCGAUAGCAGUUGAUACAGGUUUACAACAACCAUUUGGUGGUGUCAACUCUAGCUUGUCCUUGCCUAUACUCUUCGAUCGAAAAGAAAGGCAAAAACGUCUCGUCUCGUUAAAAUUAAAAGAAGUGAAGUUGUGGGACCCGCCGAGGCUGAAUGCGUUGGUGCCAAGCAGCACCAAAGCAAUGUUAGGUCUUUCUAGUUUGACUAAUGUUAGCUUGCGCUAUUGCCACGAUUUGAGAUUUCUCUUCACAAAUGACACAUGUGGGACUCUUGAUAAACUGGAGAAGCUAGAAGUUUCUGGUUGCAAUAACAUGCGGGAAGUAAUCACCACGGAAGAAAGUGAAGGGAGAAAGUUGAAGCCAGUGAAGUUCUCUCAUUUACGUACAUUGAAGCUGUGUUCCCUUAAAAGCUUGAUUAGUUUCUGCUCGGGAAGUUGUGCAUAUGAGUUUCCCUCCCUUAGAAAGCUCUCAAUUUUGGAGUGCACCGAAGUGAAGGCGUUCAUACCGAGGAUGCCGGCACCAAGAGUGGAGACGAUGAAUCGGGGAUCCGCCGGUUUUGAUGAAAGUCUACAUUCUUUAUUUGUCGAGAAGCUACGUCUAACAGGAAUUCAAUCCAGACAACUUUGGGAGAAUGAGAUGCCCAAUGAGUCCAUUUGUCGAUUGAAGGUCCUUGAGGUGAAGCAGUGUCCCAACCUAUUGAAUGUCAUUCCAGCAUUUAUGUGGAAGAGGCCACUUCACCGCAUGGAGUUCUUGACGGUUGAGGAGUGCCCACGCUCGAGAAACCUUUUAACAAUCUCUAUGGCAAAGAGUCCGGUACAACUCCAGCAUCUUAUUCUAGGUGGCUGUGGAGAGAUGGAGUACAUUAUUGCCGGAGAAGAGGAGAAACCUGAAGAAGCAAUUGAUAUAAUUGAAAUUCCUCAACUUGUGAUUAUAGGAGAUGCCGGUUGUAGAAGACUGGAGGGCGGCGUUCCAACGCAACAGCCACUUUUGCUAGUCGAAAAGGUUGAGUUUCCUAGUAUGGAGUCGAUGAAGAUCUCGCACAUGGAUAACGUGGAGAAGAUAUGGCUUGGUGAGCUUGCUUCAAAUGCCUUUACCAAGCUCAAGACACUAGUAGUUGAGUAUUGUGAGAAACUUUCAACCAUAUUUUCAUCUCAUAUUGAUCUCACGAGAUUUCAAAACUUAGAGAAGAUAACUAUGACCGAUUGUGGGUCCUUAGAAGUGGUGUUUCAUGUCCAAGAGGUCAAUUUUAGCAAAGCUUAUUGUACAAGCACUUUUGAAUUGAGAGAAUUAGUUUUGACACGGCUCCCAAAAUUGAAGCACGUGUGGAGUGGACUUCCUCAAGGAGGUCUUACCUUUGGACGCUUACGUAGCAUGGAGGUUAUUGGGUGUGUGAGUCUCAAAACCUUAUUUCCAAUUUCAAUAGCAAAAAGUUUGACAUGGCUCGAAGAACUUUUAGUAGAGGAUUGUGGGGUGGAGGAAAUUAUCAUGGAAGAUGGAGUAGAGAGGAGUGCGGGUGAUGUGUUCUUUCCGGGAUUGAUCAAGUUGAAGUUACUUGAGUUGCCGGAACUAAGGCGCUUCUACCGGAAUAGUCAUACUUCAACAUGGCCAUUCUUGAAAGAAUUGGGAGUGAGACACUGCAGCAAGAUGAGGUCAUUCUCAUUCGAUAGCGAAUUCCAAAGCUACCAUGGUACAACUACCAGCGAGAAUCAACCUGCACUCUUUUGUUUUGAAAAGAUAUUGAGAUUAGCGAGGGAGGAUGUUGUGAUGAUACCGCAGCAUUACAUCUUUCGCAAUCUCGGAGGGCUGGGUUUGGGAUGCUACCACGAUGAGAAUAUCGCCUUUCCCUCCGACUUCCUUCUCCAGCGAUUUCCCAACCUGGAAGGGCUUGGUGUGGGUUGUAGCUCUUUUGAGGAGAUAUUUCCGGAAGAUAAGUUUGGACGUGGGGGAGCUACUCUCUCUGGAAGUCCGACCGAUGUGGAAAGACCUCUCAAGGCACUUGGAAAUUUGAAGCAACUUCAACCGUAUAAGUUGUAUAACCUGAGCCGAGUUUGGAAAGAUGGCUCCUUAAUGGCUGAAAUCCUUAAACAGAUUGAAACUCUGUGGGUUUGGAAUUGCCUGAAUUUGUCAAUCGUGUUUCCAUCUCCAACUCCAUUCGAGAGAUUGAAGCAAUUAAAAGUAGAGGACUGCGCUGGUUUAGUACAUAUCGGGACUUCCUCGACCGUGACAAGUCCGGUGCACCUUACUAGGCUAAUCCUAAGAAAUUGUGGUGCAAUGGAAGACGUGGUAACAACAGAUCAUGGAAAUGGAGCAGAGGAUAUCUCUUUCCCCAAGUUGCAAGAGUUGAUACUUGAUGGUUUACCAAGCCUUGAGAGCUUCUCUCCCACGAAUUGCGCGUUCGGGUUCCCAUCAUUGGUGCGUGUUGUCUUCACGCGGUGCCCCAAGAUGAAUAUAUUCUGCAAGGGUGCCUUGAGGACACCACAACUAGACAAAGUACUCCUCUCCGACGGGGAUGAUGAAUGGCGUUGGGAGGGCGACCUCAAUACCACCAUCCAAACCUUAUCGAUGUGA
Molecule: messenger RNA, 5473 nt
Organism: Rhodamnia argentea
Lineage: Eukaryota; Viridiplantae; Streptophyta; Magnoliopsida; Myrtales; Myrtaceae
Exons: 7
Coding region: 83-5473 (1796 amino acids)
Molecular function (GO): ADP binding
Source: RefSeq, a predicted model, not a curated record